CCACGGACUUAUAGAGUGCUCUCAAUGUUGAAUGCGACGCUUCUGAUGGAAGACUUUGUAAGAGCCGAUCUCUGGGACAUCGCUGUACCGUAUCAGCGCAAUUUCCUACCCCAAACUCUCUCGCCUGAGCAAAAGGAGGCUUUCCUUGCGAAGCAGCACGCCGUCUUAUCCAAAGAGGCCAAGGGCAUUGAAGGCGGGCCAAAGACGCCACAUGCAAAUCUUGCUACGUCAGCAGACGCAUACCUCUAAGUCUUCGCGCAUCUCGGUAGUGGUGGACAUGGCGUCGUCGACAAGGUAAAAGUCAAAGUGUCCCAAAACGCCUAUGCUCGCAAAACACUUCUGCUGUCCGACAUUGGCCUGGAAACGUCUGCGUUGAAGAAUUUCAACAAUGAAAUCCAAUUAUUGAAGAGACUGAGGCAUCAUCACCUCGUCCGUUGCGCCGGUUCUCACACUGAUCCGGUACGGGUGGGAUUUCUCAUGACACCGGUAGCUGACUGCGACCUGCGAGCCUUUCUCGGCCGUCUCUUCUUCACAGUCAACAACUUGAGAUGUAUCCGAGAAGCUUUUGGUUGUCUGUGUGCUGCUCUCAUCUGUCUUCAGGAACAACUUCGUCGCCGCAAGGAUAUCAAGCCGCGCAACAUUCUUGUGAAGGCUGGCAAAGGAUUCCUCACUGACUUUGGAAUUGCGAACGACUGGAGUGACAAAACAAGAAGUACUACUACGGGUCAGAUUCUUUCGUUCUCGCUCCCGUAUGCCCCAGAGGUGCUCGACUUCAAGCCGAGAAACACU
Messenger RNA from Cladophialophora psammophila CBS 110553, 789 nucleotides. RefSeq lists its product as uncharacterized. Lineage: Eukaryota; Fungi; Ascomycota; Eurotiomycetes; Chaetothyriales; Herpotrichiellaceae. Gene Ontology annotation, biological process: protein phosphorylation. The annotation marks the transcript as partial. The transcript has a single exon. Gene Ontology annotation, molecular function: protein kinase activity; ATP binding. The record is from RefSeq and is a predicted model, not a curated record.